AAGUAGUUAUUUAAAUAUACUUAAUACUAACAUGUUAGUAACAAUCGAAUUUUGAAAUUCAUUUUUUUAGAAGUAUUUUUAUUCGUUACUUUACCUUCCGUAAAACAAGUUGAGUUUGAAGGAGCCAAGUUAUACUGCAACCACGUGAUUACAAGAAGACUCAGAAGCACAUUGCCGACGAAUCAAAACGGCAUCUAAUACACAACUACUUAACCGCUACACAGUUUUUUCAAGCAUUAUGUUAAAGAAAUUCAUCAUCCUCAUAUACCUGGCCCUCAGCAGAGGAUCGGCGGAGUUCGAUCAGUUUGCCGGCUUUGACUUCGCAGCACCCUCCGUGGAACAAAACUCACAAUUUGAUCUAACACCCAGUACAACUACUGACCUCAGUGACACUAUUAUCGAAAAUUCCUUUCCAACCAGUGAUAAUACUGUCGAAAUUUUCCCACCACAUUAUCCCGCUGUCAUAAAUGCCCUAUCAAGUGAUACCAUUGUCGGAGACUUUUUGCUAACCAAUGACACUGCUAUAGAAAUGUUCCCUAUAAGUGAUUCUAAUGUCACAAAUUCCCCAUCAAGUGAUACUGCUGUCGGAGAUUCCUACCUCAGUAACGACACUACUGUCGAAAUUUUCCCGCCAAAUGAUUCCAAUGUCAAAAAUUCCCGAGCAAGUGAUACCAUUGUCGGAGAUUCCUUUUCAAGUAAUGACACUGCUGUCGAAAUUAUACCAUCAAGCGAUUCCACUAUCAUUAAUGGCCCAUUAAGUGACACCAUUGUCGAAAAUUCCUUUCAAAUUAAUGACACUGCUGUUGAAAUUUUUCCAUUAAAUAAUUCCACAAUCAAAAAUACCUCAUUAAAUAAUACCAAUGUCGUAUAUGCAUAUCCAACAAGUGAAACUGCUGUCGAAAAUUCCUUUCCAAUUAAUAACACUGAUGUUGAAAUUUUUCCACUAAGUAAUCCCACUAUCAAAAAUACCCCAUCAAGUGAUACCAUUGUGGAAAAUGUCUAUCCAACAAGUGAGACUGCUGUCGAAAAUUCGCUAGCAACUGAUCUCACUGACAAAAAUGCCCACUCAAUUGAUACCAUUGUCGAAAAUUCCCCACCUACAAGUUACACCACUGUAGAAGAUUCUCCUUCCACGCAUGAUACCAUGCAGAAUACUACUAGUAAAACUACAGUUUUUAUUGAUAACAAUGAAUGGGGCAAUGCACCAGCGGAUUUGGAACCUCUUAUCAACAAUUACCCGUGCAGCAAAAAGGAUUGUCCAAACAAUUAUAAAACAACGUACAAACCCCUUGAUCUCGGGUUUAUACUAACCCGUAUACCCCGCGCAGACACGCGCCCAUUGAACGAUGUUCAACAACCUGACUGCCCUGUGGAGCCUACAAUCCACAUCGGAUCUUUCGUGGUACCAUCGAAACAAGAUAUAACAAAAACCAUGAGGAAGUUACUUCAGAACACGUUUUCUAAUUAUAGAAAUAAAACAAUUUCCUUUCUUGAAGAUAUUGAUAAGGCUAGAAAAACAAUGAUAGAUGAAGAGAAAAGUUGUUUCAACAAAACGGAGUAUCAUGAGUGCGUGGAGCAUGUCAGCAGUGGAACGAAAAUGAUAACUUCUAGCCUUCUACAUUCGAUGGAUAAUACGAUGAAAAACAUCGAAUUUCUCUACGAGAGCUUAAAAUGCAACCUAUCCGACCCCGCAACCGUAGAUGAUCCAAUAAAGCUGAUCAAAUUAAUAGCCUCUGAGACGGCUACAAUCGACUUCGCCAUGCCAGGAUAUUUACGACUAUUAUACACUUGCUUCAGGUUUUGUGAGAGGCGUUCAGAGGACAUAACUUCAAUCGGCAUGCAUAGUCAUCCAGAGAAUUUUAAAAAACUAAUUCAGCCGCAGCCUCAAGCUACUAGUCGACUCGAUUCAAAUCCUAAAGAUUCUAGACAUUUUUCAUUGCAUUUGUCAUCGCGCCCUCAUUACAAGAAACUUCGUCGAAUGAUCACUUUGAAAGUAAAACCGUCAGGAGGAUUCAAAUAUUUGAAUGUUGACCGCAUUUCUUAUAUUAAAAACAUUGACUUACAAAUAAAUGGACGACGGGUCUAAUACAAAAACCACGAAAAAAAUGUCCCAAGUCAACCUAUUCGAAAUUUAAAUUGUAAUGUCAUCGCAGUAUCG
Hyposmocoma kahamanoa is the source of this 2158-nucleotide messenger RNA. RefSeq lists its product as uncharacterized. The record is from RefSeq and is a predicted model, not a curated record. The transcript is spliced from 6 exons. Lineage: Eukaryota; Metazoa; Arthropoda; Insecta; Lepidoptera; Cosmopterigidae. The coding region runs from base 239 to 2086 and encodes 615 amino acids.